Besnoitia besnoiti is the source of this 1419-nucleotide messenger RNA. Its product is annotated as radial spokehead family protein. Lineage: Eukaryota; Apicomplexa; Conoidasida; Eucoccidiorida; Sarcocystidae. The record is from RefSeq and is a predicted model, not a curated record. The transcript has a single exon. Gene Ontology annotation, cellular component: axoneme; radial spoke. Gene Ontology annotation, biological process: cilium assembly; axoneme assembly; cilium movement involved in cell motility. Bases 1 to 1419 code for a protein of 472 amino acids.
AUGACGGGUGUUGACUCUCUGCUCGCUUUAGAAGGGGCAGAAAGUUACCUUCGCAAGGCGACUCCUGAGGGUCAUAGUGUACUGGAACAUGUGUCAGAGGUGUUAUCUACGUUGCUAGCCCAAAGGCCUCCCGACCCGUACGACGCGUUCGAAUUGAUUUCUGAGUCUGUCAAACAGCAGAGAGAUGUCAAGCAACAGCAAGUGGAUAAGCCGAGUACGGCAUUUGCAGAAAUGCCACUCUCGGAAGCGCAGUCCACCUGGCUGAUGCUGGCACGGAAAACCUUAAGAAUUGCAGCUCCUCAAGACGACCAGCGCGAUAAAGGGUUUGCGUACGCGCCGGAUUUCUUGCUAGAGAAUCAACUGCUACACUGGGCUGGGUAUGGUUUCUCUGAACGGGAGGCAUUCCGAAUUUCGUGUUCUAUAAAACGCCUAGCGAGUGACACACCCGGGCUUGUAAGCAUCCGCUUUUGGGGGAAGAUUUUGGGAAUUGAAAACGACUAUUGGAUCGCUGAAGGACAACUAGAGGGGGAGGAGGCAGCACGGGGAACAGGUGAGGGGGACGACGAGGAAGCAGACCCUCGUGGCCUUGGCGCCAACAAGCACACGUACUGGGUCCUUCGAGACUCGGCGGGGACUGGGGAAUGGGAGAUGCUUCCUGAUUUACUGCCAUCUCAUAUUCGGACGGCUCGACGAUGCAAGAAACUGUUCACCGGCGACCUCGACCGUCCGGUUAUCACCUUUCCCUGGUUCGCGGGGACGGAGCGUCAUCUGCUCAGAGCAACAAUCGCGCAGAUCAGUUCAGAUACAGUAAUUUGCCCGGCUGGUCUGUGGAGGCCCAAGGAAGAGGAACCUAACCAGAUCGAAGAGGACCCAGAGUUCGAGUUUCCGCCCACACAAGAGCUGCUUUCUCUGGAUUCCUGGACACACUCAAGAGAGUUCAUCAACGAAGGAGGACUAACAAUGUUUCCUGAGGUGGAUGAAGAUACUGACGAAGAGCUCUAUGCAGAAAUCCAAGCCAAGAUGGAACAGGAUCCCAUUCUCGACGCAACCCGUCCGAUUACAGAGGAUCCAGAACUGCCAGGAGGCCAGACAGCGUGGUUGUGCAAGCUCGCAGGAGACUGUGCUAAUUACGGGACGGACGGUGUAUCUUACGCCGUCGUUGUGAUGAAAAGUAUGCGGUGGCCAGGCGCGGUCACCGUCUACCAGAACAAGAAGUUUACAAACGUGUAUGUAGGCUACGGCAUCAAGGCCUGGCUAAACCCGUUUUUCCCUGUUGCCCCAGAUGAUGUGCAGGAAGAUCCGGAGGAUCUUGAGGAACAGCCCGAGCCACAGCCCCAGGACGAUGAACUCUCUGACGGGGCGAGUCAAGAAAACGAUGAAGCAAAUGAAGAAGACGAUGACAAAGAGGAGGAUGAUUGA